Molecule: messenger RNA, 1664 nt
Organism: Asparagus officinalis (garden asparagus)
Lineage: Eukaryota; Viridiplantae; Streptophyta; Magnoliopsida; Asparagales; Asparagaceae
Exons: 1
Coding region: 1-1305 (434 amino acids)
Source: RefSeq, a predicted model, not a curated record
AUGCCAGAAUCCUACUUUCCUUCUCAAUCCUCUUCACGGAACAAUGAACUCAUCACCAUUCUUAAUGUUGCCCUCCCUUUCCUCCGCUCUGAGCUUCACAUUGUCGAUCCCGCCCUCCCUAGCUUUGUUUCCCUCCUCUGUUCUGUCAGUGCAGGCGAAUGCUGGCACAAGGAUGGCUGCUUCCUCGGCCAUCUCAUCGAUGUCUACCGCAUCCUCAAGCUCUGGGGAUCCCCAGACCCUGUAGCCCGCUGCGGUCUCUUUCACUCUGUCUACUCUAAUUCAUAUGUUGAUCUUGCCAUUUUCGACCCUGUAGCAGGCGGACGUGAGCUCCUCCGCAGCAUCAUUGGGCCUCCUGCGGAACGCCUCGUCUACCUCUUCUGCGUCGUCCCUCGUCACUCCCUCAUCCAUGAUCACCUUCUGUUCCGCUAUGCUGAUGAUGAGCUCCUUGACCAUCUCUCUCACUCUGCACUUUCUAUAAACCUUGCGAAGGAAAAUUCUAUAUUUGCGCCCACAGAACCCUGGCGAGUGAAGCUGAAGUCGGUGCUUCCAGCCCAUGGUAUAACAGUGAAGCACAUCAAGAGUGGGGAUGAUGUGCAUCUGUCACGGAGAAUGGUGGCUACUUUUCUUCUGAUGACAAUGGCUGAUUUCAGUGACCAACAUUAUGGUUUCCAGGAUGAGCUCUUUGACAAUGGCAAUGGUCGAAUGGAAUUUGUUGGGAACACGUAUACAGCCCUGUGGCCUGGCGAUGGCAAGCCCGGGUUGUGGAUGAACUCGGUGUCGAGAAUGGCAGCGAUUUACUCCCUCAUUGUGAGAGAGGAAGAGAUAUUUAUUGAAGAGAGGAAGAGCAUGAACAUAUCUCAAUUCUCUUUGGAUACUGAUAGGGAUGAGGAUAUGGAGCUGGUGAUUCCCCCCGUGUUCGAAGGAUGCACGAAGGUGUUGGAUGUCGAGGCGCAGAAGGCGGCAAGGGAUUUGUACUGGGAGGUUAUGAGCCAGGCUAGAGAGAAGGGGGAGGGGGGGUUGAAGAGGGUUGAAGAACUUCUGUUGGAGUGCUGUAAGAAGAAUCCGUAUGUAGGAGAGCCUCACUUGGUGUUAGGGCAAGUUUAUAUUGGGGAAGAGAGGUUUGAGGAAGCUGAGAAAGAGGCAGAAGUUGGGGUCAGGCUUCUGUUAGAGUGGGGGAGCCCUUGGGAUAAGAGAAUGAGUUGGGAGGGGUGGGUGGCUUGGGGAAGGCUACUUUUGGGAAAGGCCAAGGAGAAGUCUUGGCCCAGGACUUCAUUUGGGAUCAUCAACCUUGGACUUGUGAGGUGAGAUGACUCUAAAAGAAAGACCAAGCUUGGAUUUAAAUAAACUAGUGAUGUUGUUGUUGUUGUUGUUGUUGUGUACAGUUGGAAGACACGCUUGUGUCUUGUGUGGGGUGAAUGAGUGGGAGAAACAGGAUUGGGCCCCAGGUUAUGUGCGGUUGAUCUGCUCUUUUAGCUGUAUUCAAGGUGUCCUCUACAUUGUUGUUUUGAGUUUCUUAGGUUUUCCUUCAUUUUGCUUCUAUAGAAUUUACUAUACUUUGUAUAUCUACUUUGUUAAGUACUUGAGUAAUGAUGCUCAUAGCAGGAGAAUGUAAUCUCUUAAGUGAUCUCAUACAUUGCGAAAUUGAGAAAUGAGGUAUGGAGAGA